AUGGUUCGAUCCGUGGCACGUAGGUCGGAGCCGGAAGAUCCGAGUCUAUCCAUCCGCCGCUCCCACACGAAGUCAAGGAGAGGAUGCAUCAUCUGUAAGCAACGAAAAGUCAAAUGCGACGAGACUCGGCCUCGGUGCCGCCGGUGCGAAUAUGGCGAUCGGCCGUGCUCGUACCAGCUUGACAUCCGAGAGGUCGAGACAACGUCAAGCAAGCGAGCCGCCACUCCAACCUCCGCCUCCCCCAUACCACAAACGACAACAACAGCAACGGUGACACCUGGUGCCUCUAGUACCGCUGAUAGCGCUGCCAGUGGCCCUUCUUGGAGUGCUAACCUAAUGGUUGCGAGUCCGGCUGAGCACGCCGCAACAUUCGACCUGAUCCACAUGAGGCUGCUGCACCAUGCACACGACCACCUUGCCGAGCUCUUAGGCAUCCAAGGUGAUACGAAGGCUAUAAUCGACGUCAUUAUGGACAAAGCCGACCACGAACCCUACGCCCUUGACCAGCUCUUGGCCCUGUCGGCCUUGCACCUCUCAAGUAAACACCAGGAUAUGCUGGUGUACUCUCGACAGGCUACAGAGCUCCAGACUCGUGCUCUGAGUGCCUUUAACCGAGCCCGUUGUGGGGUCUCGGACACGAAUUACCUCACAGCUUUUCUAUUUGCCAGUAUGCUCGCCAUCCACGUAUUCUACGACUCACUGGCUUUCCUGGAGGACAAUCUGAGUACUUUCAUCGAGAAGUUUGUCGAAUACAUGCGUCUCCAUCGAGGGGUCCGCGCCGUAACCGGCAGCCACUGGAAGCAGAUCCUGGAGUCCCAGCUCCAGCCGCUGCUUUAUGUCUCAGAACUGGCUCUCGAGGUGGAGAAGCUGCCGCCUGGGGAGGAGACGGCCCCCCUCGCCAACUUCCUAAAGUCCGGAUCUAGUUCCGCUUCGACUUCCACCGAUGCUUGUGUGGAGGCUUUGAACUCGGUUCAGUGGAUGCUUGACAUUAUCAAACUCGACCCAACCCGACGUGACAUAGCCAUCCAAGCCAUCGUCGCAUGGCCCGUGGUAAUCUCAGAUGACUAUAUCGAGGCGGUGUAUCAACAUAGACCCGAGGCCUUCGCGGUCCUUGCAUACUACGCUGCGGCUCUUCAUAGAUGUCGUGACUUUUGGGUAUUCAAGAGCGCCGGCUUAGGUGUUGUGGAAAUGAUUGCGCGGCAUAUCGGGCCUUUCUGGGCUGAAGCGCUUCGUUGGCCCCGGGAGGUAUCCUUGCCCUAG
Molecule: messenger RNA, 1260 nt
Organism: Clonostachys solani
Lineage: Eukaryota; Fungi; Ascomycota; Sordariomycetes; Hypocreales; Bionectriaceae
Source: the annotation of a GenBank genome assembly